GCCGCCGCCGCCAUGUUGGAUGGUGCGUGUGGGUGUCAAGCGCAGCCGCGGCCGCCGGGCACCGGGACACCGGCACACCGCGCCCGCCCCGCGCCCGCAGGUCAUGAUUUUCAUUUUCUCGUGUCAUUCUCUUGAGGAGAGGAAAUGAUUGUAGCGGAACGUGUCACAAACACGCCACUGCUACGGAGCCUUCGCACUUCAGAAACGUUCCUGGAAGAGCAGAUUUAGCCCUUUGCUGUUUGUGUUCUGGAAUCUGGCUCGGUAAAAAGGGAAAUAAAAAUGACGACUUCGUCUAUCAGACGGCAGAUGAAGAACAGUGUGAACAAUUACUCAGAGGCCGAAAUCAAAGUUCGGGAAGCGACCUCCAACGACCCCUGGGGUCCUUCCAGUUCGUUGAUGACUGAAAUAGCAGAUCUGACCUACAAUGUUGUGGCCUUUUCUGAAAUUAUGAGCAUGAUCUGGAAACGACUGAACGACCACGGCAAGAACUGGCGACACGUCUACAAGGCCCUCACUCUCUUAGAUUACCUGAUUAAAACUGGCUCUGAGAGGGUGGCCCAGCAAUGUAAAGAGAAUAUUUUUGCUAUCCAGACAUUGAAAGAUUUUCAGUACAUCGAUCGAGACGGGAAAGACCAGGGCAUCAACGUGAGGGAGAAAUCCAAGCAGCUGGUGUCCCUGCUGAAGGACGACGAGCGCCUCAAGACAGAGAGGGCCCAAGCCCUGAAGACCAAAGAACGCAUGGCUCAGGUGGCCACCGGGGUGGGCAGCAACCAGAUCACCUUUGGCCGAGGCUCCAGCCAGCCCAACCUGUCCACCAGCUACUCAGAGCAGGAGUAUGGCAAGUCUGGAGGAUCCCCAGCGUCCUACCAUGGCUCCACAUCCCCUCGAGUGUCCUCAGAGCUGGAGCAGGCACGGCCCCAGACCAGCGGGGAGGAGGAGCUGCAGCUGCAGCUGGCGCUGGCCAUGAGCCGGGAGGUGGCGGAGCAGGAGGAGCGCCUCAGACGCGGAGAUGAUCUGAGAUUACAGAUGGCUCUGGAGGAGAGUCGCAGAGACACAAUUAAAAUUCCCAAAAAGAAGGAGCACACCACUCUGCUGGACCUGAUGGAUGCCCUGCCCUCCUCGGCCCCGGCCCCGGCCAAGAGCGAGCCCUGGGGACCUCCUGCUGCUGCUGCUGCCAACCAGGCGGAUCCCUGGGGAGGAUCCACGGCUGCAGCCCCUGCCUCUGACCCCUGGCAAUCAUUUGGUGCCAAACCAGCUGCUUCUGUUGACCCCUGGGCAGCACCAGCAGGAUCCACAGCUCAGCCUCUGGCCAAAAAUGUGGAUCCUUGGGCUCCUGCUCAGCCAUCUUCUACUGCAGCAAAACCUUCUGUGGAUCCUUGGGGAUCAGCACCUGCAAACAAACCUCUCUCUACUUCUGGAAGUACAUCUUUUGACCUCUUCAGUAAUUUGAAUGGUACAGUUAAAGAUGAUUUUUCUGAAUUUGACACACUUCGAACUUCCAAAAAGCCAGCUGAAUCAGGUUCCACUCUGCCAUCUCAGCACAGCGGUACCACGAGUCCUGAUCUCUUUGAGUCCCAGCACUCGAGUGGGACAUCAGGCAAACAAAGCACGGCCAGGAAAACCCCAGAGUCCUUCCUGGGCCCCAAUGCUGCCCUGGUGAACCUGGAUUCUUUGGUGUCUAAGCCACCACAGCCUGUUACUUCUCUGAACCCAUUCUUGGCACCAGGCGCCGCUACCACAGCGACUCCAAUCAACCCCUUCCAGGUGAACCAGCCUCAGCCACUGACCCUGAACCAGAUGAGAGCCAGCCCCGUGCUGGGGAGCAGCCCCUCGUUCAGCGCCGUGCCCCCGCUGAGCAUGGAGCCCAUACCUCUGUCUUCCAUGGCCCCCGUGCCCGUGGGCAUGGCCCCGCUGCCCCCCAUGGGCACCAUCAGGAUGGGCCAGGGGCUGAGCAUUGCAGGAUCAAUGCCCCAAGCUCUGCACAGUACAGGAAUGCCGCCUGCAGCCUCCCAGGCUGCAAAUACAACUAACCCUUUCCUCCUAUAAAGACCCAAUUAAAGGAACUUUUCUUUUCCUAGUGUUUCCAGGCUGAAGUCUUUCCAGCGAAACGAACGUGGCCUGUGUGGACUGAACGGUGUGUGAGAGACUUGGAAGUAGAUUUGCAGUUUACAGUAAUGAUCUUUGAAGAGUUGUCUCUACUUACCAGUUAAUCUAAAUCUAGUCUUUGCUACAGAUGGUACCUUACUUUGGCUUGUUGAGCAUCAUGUGAAAUGUUCAGACUUUUCACCAAAGUUAGAUCCUGCCCAUUUUUUGUUACUUUGGUAAUCAUUUCAAACACACUUUCUAGGGAGAGAAGCGGUGGAAAAACUCCCUUGGCUAUUUUGUAGAUGUCAGAUCAUGUGCUGGAUUCCUGAAUUUACUCUUCCCCUGCAUCUGUCACUUCCUCUGCCCGUAAGAUAGCCCUGAGAUUCCGAGUGCUAGUGAAUGUUUUGCACAUAACUACACACAGUUCUAGACUGUUGGUUCACCCAUAGUCCUUACUCUUAGAAGAGACCCAGGGGGGCUUGGUUUUUAUGCAUUAAACAUUGCAAACUCGCACUGCUUUGGUAUCUCUGAGGUGUGACUGCCAACAGCAAGGAAAACACCACAAACCCCAGACAAACACCCAAGACCAUGCUCGAGUCGUGCUGUCGUGUGCAGUGUUGAAUUCCUACACUACUCUAAGGACUCCUGGAACUCUCUGUGAGUGGCUGCACUCGUGCUGAGUGAGUGUCCUGCUCUGUGCUUGUCCAGUACCAGCUUCGUUUGGAAGUUUUUUCAUGUGUAUUUUGUUUUUAUUUGACUUACAAUGUGAGCUGAAAGGAAAAAAAAAAAUGGAAAAAACCAAGAAAAGGAGAAAAAAAAAAAGAAAUACAGUGGGACAACUUUGGAUUCAGUUUCACCGGGGCAAGCUUUAAAACUAAUUCAGGCUUAACCUUGCUAUAUGCAGUUACUCUUGUAUACUUUUGCACAUAUUUUGUUUAGUACAGUUUCAUAUUUUGAGUUUGCAGAGUUACCUAAUAGUCCUUUUUUUGCUAAUUUUUAUAAUGUGGUUCUUAUUUAACUGUCUGGUUUUGAUAGAUUUAUCAAGUCUGGCUGAAAAAUUAAGAUAUUGGCAAAUGUCAUUUUUAUGGUUUUAAUGCCCUCUUAUUUAUGGUUUUCGCUCUUUGUUUCUGUAAAGAGAGUUUAAAAGGGAAGAUUAACACUAAAAUAUUUACUUUUAAAUGAAGUAUUCAUAAUGCAAAUCAAAAGCAAAUCCUCGUGACUAAUUAUUUUUAGAUGGAUUGAAUUUGAGCAUAACAUGAUUUAAGACUACAUUAAAAAGAAAAAACACUAAA
Catharus ustulatus (Swainson's thrush) is the source of this 3377-nucleotide messenger RNA. RefSeq names its product epsin 2 (gene EPN2). NCBI's taxonomy places the organism in Eukaryota, Metazoa, Chordata, Aves, Passeriformes, Turdidae. The transcript has 9 exons. The record is from RefSeq and is a predicted model, not a curated record. Gene Ontology annotation, biological process: endocytosis. Gene Ontology annotation, molecular function: phospholipid binding; clathrin binding. Gene Ontology annotation, cellular component: clathrin vesicle coat; plasma membrane; endosome. Bases 280 to 2046 code for a protein of 588 amino acids.